Messenger RNA from Schistosoma spindalis, 4386 nucleotides. The record is from the annotation of a GenBank genome assembly. Lineage: Eukaryota; Metazoa; Platyhelminthes; Trematoda; Strigeidida; Schistosomatidae.
ACUUUACCGUUGACUUUGAACUUGUACGAAUUCGGUUACGCUCAGUAACCACGCUUGUACUCCUAUGGCACGAUCUCGGUAUUCUUUCGAUACCACGAGAUUGCCAACAAAUACAUCUCGACUACAGCCAUCAUCUGUCUUCUGAUAUUGGCCUACGGGGAUCUUAUUGGUUAAUUGGCACGUAGUCUUGUAGCGGUGUUCAUAGUCAAGCUCAACUCGACACCACGCUACAAUUGGUGAGCCAAAUCUGGGAACACGUCCUAACCUCGGUCAAAUGUUCCAAAGAAGGCAAUUCGGUGAGUCUAUUGUUUAUCUAUCCACGUCUGUCGUAUACUUUCAUAUUAAUUUUUAAUAUAUAAUAUACUCGACAUGACGAUAACGAUAAGAAUAGUAUUAAUAUAAUAGACUCCGAUGUACGCGUACCGAAUCCUUGGCACUUUUUAUUCGCGUGACGAUAAAUUCCACGCCUUAUUCGAGAAAUUCCCCAGAAUAACUGAACCAUUCGAGGAGAUUUCAUCGGUGACCAAUCGUGUGGUACACCACAUAGUCACCCGCGGACCACCCGUCACAGCAAGAACACGCCGACUGGCACCGGACAAAUUAGCUUUCGCUAAACGUGAGUUUGACAAUUUACUAUCUGCUGGUAUUAUUCGUCCUUCUCACAGUCCUUGGGCAUCCCCUUUACACAUGGUGCGCAAAAAGGAUGGGGUUAGUUGGAUACCAUGCGGUGACUAACGAGCUUUAAGCGUAGUUACGCGCUUUGAUAGUUACCCCAUCCCCCACAUACACGGCAUCACGGCAUCGCUCAAGGGCACGACUAUCUUUUCUAAAAUCGAUCUGGUACGAGCAUAUCACCAGAUCCCAGUCGCUCCUGAAGACAUCGAAAAAACUGCUAUCACGACUCUUUUCGGUCUGUUUGAGUUCCUACGAAUGCCAUUUGGAUUACGGAAUGCUGCUCAGACUUUCCAAAGUUUUAUCGAUAGCAUAGUACGAGACUUGGAUUUUGUUCACGUCUAUAUUGAUGACCUGCUGAUCGCAUCAUCAAACGUAGAUGAACAUUAUCAACACCUGCCUUGCGAGGACAAAGUUCGAGCAAUCAAGGAGUACGACGUGCCGUCCUCAAUCAAGGAACUGAAGGCUUUUCUCGGUUUGGUUAACUUCUACCGACGUUUUGUCCUUCACGUUGCAGAACGGUUACGACCAUUAACCGAUUUACUACGCGGUAAUCCACGCAAAUUAGAAUUGAACGAUACCGCACGUACUGCAUUCUCAGAGAUCAAAACGGCUCUCGCUGAAGUUACACUUUUCGCUCAUCCUGACCCAUCAGCCACGCUUAGUAUAGCGGUUGAUGCAUCAGAUUUCGCUAUAGGAGCCGUCAUGCAACAGAGUAUCUCCGGUAGUUGGCAACCGCUUGAAUUUUACUCACGACGCCUUACUCCCACGGAGAUGAGAUAUAGCGCUUUUGGUCGCGAACUGCUUGCAGCCUACUGCGCCAUCAAACAUUUCCGGCACGCAGUAGAAGGACGCCAAUUCAUUUUAUUCACCGACCAUAAGCCCUUAACGUAUGCCCUACAUACCAAGUCUGACCGCUACUCACCACGAGAGUGCAGACAUUUGGACUAUAUCUCCCAGUUCACGACAGACCUUCGUCACAUUAAAGGCGAGUCGAACUAUGUUGCCGAUGCUCUUUCACGUAUCCAGACGAAUGCAGUUACUUUAACGGUGCUCGAUCUUCCUGCUAUGGCCGCCGAACAAGCAAACGAUCCUGUCUGUACAGAAGCACCACAAUCUUCGUCCCUUCAGUGUCAGGAAGUACCCCUAGCUACUAGCUCAGGUACUAUCCUAUGUGAUACGUCUACCGGUCUUCCUCGACCCAUCGUACCCUCUACCUAUCGCCGUCUCGUCUUCGAUGCCCUUCAUGGAUUGUCUUAUCCAGGUAUCGCAGCCACCUUACGUCUCAUUGCUGCACGAUACGUCUGGCCGUCCAUGAAUAAAGAUGUUCGUAUGUGGGUAAAGCAAUGCUUACAGUGUCAACGAUCAAAAGUGCACAGGCACGUAGCUGCCCCCAUUGGCACGUUCGCUACGCCUGAUGCUCGCUUUGAUCACGUUCAUAUAGACAUUAUAGGAACAUUGCCACCAUCGCAUGGGUAUGAUCACAUACUCAUGUGCAUUGACCGUUUUACAAGAUGGCCCGAAGCUAUUCCCAUCACGUCUAUCACGGCGGAGACAGUUGCUCACCGCUUCGUAGAACGAUGGAUAGCAUUGUACGGUUGUCCCUCGACUGUCACGACUGACCGAGGACAACAAUUCGAGUCCGCAUUAUUCUCCUCACUGACCCGGCUGCUUGAUACGGAACGCAUACGCACUACCGCCUACCAUCCAGCAUCGAAUGGUUUAGUCGAACGGUUUCAUCGCCAACUUAAAAGUGCUCUUCAAGCACACGAAAACGACAAUUAUUACGAAACCUUACCGCUCGUUCUCUUAGGCAUCAGAACGAGUUUGAAGGCAGAUAUUCAAUGUUCCGCCGCUGAACUUGUAUACGGCACGACAUUGCGUCUGCCUGGGGAAUUCUUCACACCACGGAGCAGUAAUGAUUUCGGUAAAUCAGACUACGUCCAUCGACUGUCUGCAAUUAUGCGAACGCUGUCUCCGGUGUCAACUCGAAUACAACAUCGACAGGUCGCUCUCCCUCGAGAGUUAUCUACCUGUUCACAUGUUUUCAUACGAGUAGAUUCAGUACGCAAACCUUUGCGACAGCCUUACGAAGGCCCUUUUCACGUGAUCUCUCGUCACGAAAAGACCUUCAAGGUUGAUCGACAUGGCCGCGUCGAGAUCGUCAGCAUUGAUCGUCUCAAACCAGCACACGUCGAUGACAGUGCCCUACCCGAUAACUUGAGACUCAAUGCUAGACCUAUCGAACCUACUAGCGGGAUCUCUACAUCUACCUCGGAUCCCACGCUAGAUACAUCAGAGACCUCGUUCUCACGUCCCGGUCAACAGCACGCGUCAUCUGCACCAUCUACGGACGAGACUUCCGUCUCACGUCCAGAUCGGCAGACCACGCCGCCCUUGACCUCGGAUGAGAUCGCAGGCUCACGAAGUACGAACGAGACCACCGUCUCACGUUCCGGUCGCCGAGUACGAUUACCCGUACGCUUUCGCGACUAAACGCACAGUCAAUAACGGAUACGGUGUAGGAUUACUCCCAUAAUACACGCAUGCUACACUUUUCUUUUUUUGAUUUUUUGGUAUCCUGAGCCCACGCCUCCGACCAUCGCCCGUUUGGUAACGUCGACUUCAGUCAACUUUGGCGAAAGCUGGUUUGGCCACCCACGCUCUAGUCAACGCACUCAGUCGAUUAUCUGGUCUCGAAUUCGCCUGGCAUACGCUUGGUCGUUAUGGUCGCUUCUGAUUUCUUGGCUCAACGUGGUUUCGUCCUACGUCUGCAGUGUUUUCUGGUUCACAUCCCUACGAACGCAAUCAUCAGAUCCUGGAUACAAACGACUCUGGUGUGGUAUGCUAACUCGGCCAACAAAUACAGCACACUUCUCCUGGUACCGUUCUGCGCAAAAGACUUUCGUUGGCAACUCGAGGAUCAACAAUCACUUCCUGUUCCGCCGAUUUGCUCCGUCCUACAACCGCACUUCUCCGAUCAGUCCCACGAAUCAAACCGCUAACUAUCGAAAGUGUAAACCCUUUCGGUAGGACUCUAAUUUAUGGACGAGCCAAUCAGAGGCGUUUGAGGAAGUUCAAGGUCACGGCGCUAAGUUCGAGUCGAGAAGCGUUGCCACAUUCGAUCGUUUUACAGCAGAUUUCAGCGAAGAGGUGAUUGUUGAGCGACUAUAACAGAUGGGACUAUUAAGAAGUUCCUGUGUCUGUGACUGCGGCAAUCAAAUGACUGCAGCACGAUGUGCAGACUACCGUGAUGACAUUGUAUUUCGUUGUACUACAUGUUGGAGAAAAAUAUCUGCUCGAACUGGCACUUUCUUUGCGCGAUCACCAGUACAUGAAUCGUUUGGGGGAGUUGGAAAGAUAGUGGAAAUAGAUGAGACGGUAAUUAGAAAGCGAAAAUGCAACAAAGGACGAUUUAUCAAGGAAGAUAGGGUAAGUAACACUUCCGUGAAUAUACGUGAUUUUGUCGAUCCAAUGACGGGGGUUCAUACAAAAAAUAUUGAAGGCAUGUGGUCUAGGCUGAAGUAUUUUUUAAGACCCUACCACGGUUCCAGAUAACGGUUAUUAUGGAGCCAUAUGGACGAGUUCCUAUACCGCAUGCAUUAUGAUUUCAGAACUUCUGAACCUUUAUCAAACCUUAACAAGUUCCUAAAUCAUGUGGAAGAAGAAUAUCCAUUGUAAUUCAUCAGUUUUUCAUAAUAUAUUUUUACUUUA